UAAACCGCGAUUGCGUAAAACCAAGCGUUUGGUCUCAGCCAGUCGGAAUUGCUCAACCAUAGUGUGGUGCGGUCUUGUCUCAAGCCGUGGUAUUCUUGCGUUCCUUUCGGGAGCGGGGCUUUUGUUUCAUCAAGCAACAGGGGUUGCAACUUUGUCGCAAUCCAAAAAAUUCGUGCUUAGAAUCAAACGCGAUCCGUCGGUUUUCUUUGAAACCGAGAAUCGGRUUUGAAUCACCUGUGGUCGACCGUUCCCGAAGCUUGGGACAUCCUCUUUCAAUUUCGUACGGUCGAACAACACAUUGGCACCGAAAGUAUCGUACAGCGGUCGAACAACACAUUGGCACCGAAAGUAUCGUACAGUGCGGCCGAGACCGCUCCCAUGGCGAAUCAACUCUAUCAUCUCUUCGUCUUCAUACUGGGCUUUGGGGCAGGAAUUCUCACCUUGCACCUGCAGCUGCUCACUCAGGAACUCGAAGCCGACAAGGCAUACGAACGCAGCAUUGAAGCCACAACACAACACAAAGAAGUCAAUGUUGAUCCGUAUCCUCUUCCUCCGUGUCAUCCAAACCGUACAUCAGCAGUUUACAUAUUUUAUGGUUUACCUSUCGAAUCACAGGAAGGAAUUACACUAUUUCAUUCAAUCCGUUCUCUAUUGAAAUCUAAUUUCCCGGGUACAAUACGAGUUAUCAUCGACGAGAAAGUAAACGAUACCAUCCGCGAAGCAAUAGACCCAAUGCACAGAGAUCUGUUGGACAAGAUAGAUAUUUUUGCACUGCCCUUGCCCGAUCUAAGUGGGAAAGAGCUUAUUCCCCACUCGAACAAAAUYCGUGCAUUGCAGGCGGGAGCUCUGAUCUACGGCAARGACACCAACGAAUGUACCGUGGCAUUGGACGGCGACACGUACAUACAUCCCAAUGCACCAUGGACAAAACUCCUUUCGACACUGGAACUCUACGAGAUUUCUGUUUCUCACGACUGCGAUGUUGCAAUCGAAGGAGUUCCCGAGUUUCUGGGUGAGUGGAUGCCAAAUACGGGGGUUUUGGCACUCMGAAACACCCCGCGGGUAAGGACGAUCCUGGGGGAUUGGCUGGAUCGUUUUGUGCCCUGCAACGCAACACAYGUGGGGUCGUGCACACCCGGGACCGAUCAGUACUCUUUCCUCCAGCUUGCGGCAAAACACGCCGCAAGACUAUGGAAACUGGACAACAGCUGGAACUGCCGGUUGACCCCAACCGAAAUAAGUGCCAACAUUACGGAGUUUCCGGUCCACUCUCUAACCGUCUUGAGCAAUCGGGAGGACAUCAAUGCGGCCGAUUCCAAGGCCGUCACUACCUGUGCCGGGUACAGAGAAUGCCACAUACUCCAUUCACACUAUCUUCGGUUCCCAUAGGGAAGCAAACAUUCUARUAUUAGUCAUAACCGAUAAACAAAAAAUGAUAAU
Molecule: messenger RNA, 1440 nt
Organism: Pseudo-nitzschia multistriata
Lineage: Eukaryota; Bacillariophyta; Bacillariophyceae; Bacillariales; Bacillariaceae
Source: the annotation of a GenBank genome assembly